AUCCUUAAAGAAAUUCCGCUUCAAGAUGUGCGCAAUUUCUGCUUUAUUGCUCAUGUCGAUCACGGAAAGUCCAGUUUGAGUUCGCGAAUUCUUGAAUUAACAGGCAAUCAAGGACCAGAGGCUCAAGCCCUUGCCUGGAAGAUUGCCCAAGGUUUGGCCGCUGGUGACGCUCCGGUCAAUCCAGAUGCGGCCAAUCGUGAAAAGAUCGAACUCCUGGAUUCUCUCGCCGUCGAACAACAGCGAGGAAUCACCGUAAAGGCGUCGACGGCGACUAUGUUGUAUCAGCAUGACUCUGCCGUCGGUCCAAGAGGAACAUUGUUGCUGAACAUGUACGAUACACCCGGCCACGUUGACUUUGGUCGUGAAGUAAUACGAUCCUUGUGCUUUGUUCAAGGUGCUGUCUUACUGUUGGACGCAACACAGGGAAUUCAAGCGCAGACUUGGAGUGUCUACGAAAAGGCCCAAAGUCUUCCGCAUCCGCCAGAAAUUCUCUUGGCAUUGACUAAGAUUGAUCUAGAAAAUGCAAGACCGGUGCACGUGGCGUUAACGGCAUGUGAUUGGCUAAAUUGGGACGAUCCCGAUACCAUUAUUCCGACGAGUGCCCGGAACCGUGUUGGGAUCCAACAAGUGUUAGAUGCCGUCUGUGCUAAAGUGCCGUCGCCCACCCCUAUCGAUGACGACAAUGAUACGCUGCGAGCGCAAGUAGUGGAUUCAUGGUACGACUCUCGUGGAGUCAACUGUUUGGUGCAGAUAGUUUCCGGUGAAAUGAAAGAAAGCGAUCGCAUUUCUAUUGUGGGUGAUAACAUGGCCCAAGCAUUAUCCUAUUCAGUACAAGAAAUUGGUUUGUUACUUCCCAAGGCCUGUCGGACAGGCACUCUACAACGCGGACAGAUGGGAUACUGUCGAUUUGGCCUACGAGAUCCCCGACAAGCCAUGCCAGGUACAAUGUUGAUUCUGAACAAGGAUUGCAACAAGCAGCUUUUGCUACCAUCUAUUCCCAAAGAGACUGAGACAAGAUCCGUUUUGUACGCUUCUGUGCACCCACAAGACGUGUCGGGUUUCGAUGAUCUUUGCAAUGCCGUUAAUCGCUUGGCUUUAAACGAUACCGGAUUGGAAGUUCAAAAGACAUCAUCAGUUGGAGGAGGCGAAGGCGGUGGACCUUUUCUCGGACCUGGCCUGCGGGUUGGCUUUCAAGGCUUGCUGCAUGUCGAAGUAUUUCAGCAACGAUUGCAGGACGAAUUCGGGAUAGAGGCAAUAGUUACACCGCCUAAAGUGCCGUACACAAUAACGUACCUUGCAAACAAAAGAAGCAACCUAGAAGAGAGCUAUACAGAAGUUGUGGAAGAUUUGCGAAAUUGGCCAGAGCCAGGAGUAAAGGUCAAAAUUAUGGAGCCAAUAGUGGAUGUACGCAUCAUUGCAAGAGUGGAAGAUGCUGGGGGAGUAAUGGAUUUAGUGCAAAGGAAACGAGGCACGGAACUUCGAACCAAGCCGAUUGACGAAGAAAAGUGGCUUUUUACCGCAAGAGUACCGUGGGCAGAGGUGGCGAUUGACUUUCACGAUCAGCUCAAGAAUAUAACGGCUGGAUAUGGUAGCUUGGAUACGUCGGAAGCGGAUCCACCCCUGGCCGAAGGCGCUCUAAGCAAAGUUGAUAUUAUGUUGAACGGCGAAGUUGUCGAACCCCUGGCCUUUGUUUGUCACCGGGAUAACGCGCAAGGCGAAGCUCGGAAGGUUGCGCAAAAACUCCAAGGGGUAUUGCCUCGACAGCAAUUUGUAACCGCUAUUCAAGCCAAGGCCGAUGGGAAAAUAAUUGCAUCUGAACGGAUCAAAGCAUUUCGGAAGGACGUGUUGACGAAAAGCGGUAAAACAGUGGGAGGUGGAGAUCAAACACGAAAAAUGAAACUUUUGGAAAAGCAAAAGAAGGGCAAGAAACGCAUGCAGGACUCGGGUAAAGUGAAGCUAAGCCAGGCUGCGUUCAACAGCGUCAUUUCGAGAGCUUCUUGA
This is a messenger RNA of Phaeodactylum tricornutum CCAP 1055/1, 2001 nucleotides long. RefSeq lists its product with no specific name. The record is from RefSeq and is a predicted model, not a curated record. Gene Ontology annotation, biological process: positive regulation of translation. Lineage: Eukaryota; Bacillariophyta; Bacillariophyceae; Surirellales; Neidiaceae. Gene Ontology annotation, molecular function: GTP binding; mitochondrial ribosome binding; GTPase activity. Gene Ontology annotation, cellular component: mitochondrion. The annotation marks the transcript as partial. The transcript has 4 exons.